CAUUUGCUAAAGCAAAGGAAAAGAGCUAUACAGAAGAGCGAUUCCAAAUCUCACGCUCGUUUACAAGACCAGAUAAACAAGCUAAUUCGAGAGAACCAGUUAAAUGCCGUCAAACAAGAGAACAAAAAUCAGAAAACCGGAUCAAAACAGUGGUGGUCCAAUGUGAACAGUAUUACAGGAAGAAAUAAUCGGAGUCGAUCUGUCAGUGCAGCCUUUGAUCCUAGUGAGAUAAAUGUAUACUUUCAAAGUAUAAACUCGGAUCCUCAGUACGCGGCUCCAGAACCUGUCGAGAUCCCUGAUGGCACCAGGGUUCCUUCGCUCUCUAUAAAUACUACUCUACACCUUUUACAAAAUCUAAAACGAACAGCAUCCGGGCCAGAUGAUCUACCUUACUGGUUUUGGAAGGAAUUUGCAUUUGAGCUUGCCCCUACCAUAACAAAUAUAUUUAACACUUCAUUGAAACUUAGCAAAGUUCCUAAAAUGUGGAAACAUGCAAAUGUACUACCAGUACCUAAAGAAUCUAUCUUAAACUCUCUUAAUCAACUAAGACCAAUCUCUUUAACAGAUAUUAUAAUGAGAUUAUUUGAAAGAAGUGUGUUUAAAACUGAGAUAGCACAUGUUACAAGACACGCUAUUGAUUCAGAUCAGUUUGCAUACAAGGAAGGUCACAAUUCGAUUAUGGCUCUGAUCAAGUGCCAACACACAUGGUUAAGAUGGUUAGAAGGAGAUGCAAAAUAUGUCAGAGUAUUAUCUUUUGACUUUCGCAAAGCAUUCGAUAGCGUUCCACACGAUAUUUUAUGUGAGAAGCUUGAGAAGCUCCCCAUCAACCCAUAUGUUACUAAUUGGCUGAUUAGUUUUUUGGAGGAUAGGAAACAGAGGAUAGUGGUUGAUGGAAUAGAAACUGAAUACUUGAACAUUAAUCGAGGUGUUCCCCAAGGAACAGUUCUGGGUCCUGUCCUCUUUUCGAUCAUGGUGAAUGACAUCAAAACAGUUAACCCCAUAAACCAGUUAGUUAAGUUCGCGGAUGACAUGACAUUAGAAGUACCAGGGAAUGAAAACGGAGAUACAUCCCAAGCCGAAGUGGACAGUAUACAAACAUGGUCUGAAAAUAAUCAAAUGUCCUUAAAUAUGGAAAAGACGUAUGAAAUGAUUGUUAGGAGAAAUAUCCCUACGCUGUUGCCUGAUCCUUUUCCAUUUAUUAAACGAAGGACGUGGUUAUCUUAGGAAUUACAUUACAGGAUCUCCCUUCCAA
This is a messenger RNA of Paramuricea clavata, 1252 nucleotides long. NCBI's taxonomy places the organism in Eukaryota, Metazoa, Cnidaria, Anthozoa, Malacalcyonacea, Plexauridae. The record is from the annotation of a GenBank genome assembly.